CAGCCAGCCUUACCUCUUUUUUGCAAGCUUUUGAGGCUGCAUCGCUAAAUCCACCACGCGCGACUCCAAAAGUUACUUCGUCGUCUCCUCUCAAACCAACGCGAUUAUUGUUCUGACCAUUCUGACCAUUCUGCCCACCCUGCCCACCAGAAUCAGAACCAGAAUACCGUUCACUUUCCCUCUCUCUACCUCCUCAUCUUCCAUCUUUCAAUCUUAGAUGCAUGGUUGACCAUUUGAGGGAAGGGUGUUCGUUGUACCAACAUCAGCUAGUUCACUUUCUUUGUUCUCUCCAUACAACGUAUUUUACCUUCCUUUCUACUACAAUACCUUUCUACCUUUCAUCUCACCUCUCUACAACUAUUAACCAUUACAUCGCCAUUUUUUGAUUUCUUCACUUUUUCAAUUUCUCUUUCUGGUAAAUGCUACACCGCUUCUCCGUUCAUUAUCCAGAAGUUGUUAUUACUUAAAUCCCUCGAGAUCUACGUCACCGUCAAACGAAUACUAGGUCUAUCCUAAAGGAUGCUUGUUUGAGGGCCAUUUCUAAUUAUUCUUGAACUCACUUCCUGUCUUUUCAUCAUCUUCACUCACCUCACUCAUCAAGUACCAUCUGAUUUUUAUCUUACAUUCCAUGGUAUUUCGUCACACAGAAUUCGUCGCGCACCGUCAAGAUGCCUCCGAAAAGAAAGAGAAACGAGAGACCAUCUGAUGCUGGGGCGAAUCGUCCAGCUCCUCAUCGUCCUUCUGACACAACACUCGGCCAACACGAAAGAGAUUUUCAAGAUGGUCUUUCCCCGCAGACUCGCCGCGCAUCUGGAGGCAGAAACACAAGAAGAAACCCCGAUCGUCGCGAUUCAUCGAACAAUCAGUUAGCCACUACAUCAACUCAUCGAGUGCCUAUCUCCCCAUCUGCUGGUCGUCCCUCCAGCUCGUCUUCGCAGGCUCCCUCUGCCCCGAUUCCUUCUACGCCAUCCGCCCCCCAAAAUAGCCAGCCUCGGCCAUCUAUACCAUCUAACUACAACUACGCCAUCUUAACCGAAUCGCGACUUUCAGUCUGGCAACAAAUAGGUCGCCAAGAGGUUAUUGACCAUGGCAUCAAGUCUAGGGUCGAUGAAGAUGUUGAAGAAAUUUCGACCAUCUCUCAAGAAUUUACGCGUGCUAUUUUUGAGGGUCGCCUUAACCCAGUAGAUGCUGGAAACUGCAUCAAACAUAUACUGGGGCCAUCGGUAGAGAAUGAUGACGACUCCGGAUUUAAAUUCGAUGCGCAGACACUCUUCCUCGAUACUGUAUCUAUCUUCGUUGACUCCGAAGACGGUGCCUCGCAACUACGAAAUUUCCUCGCCGCUACAGACAUAUCCCCAAAGCUUCUCCGCGAGGUCCUCGACGCUCCAGCCUUACAGCAACUUGGCUUAAUCCGCGAUACCUUUGUCAAGUUAGGCAUUCGUUUUGCCACGAACCAAUUGUACCGACAGGCGAACUACAAUUUGCUACGAGAGGAGUCCGAGGGUUACUCUAAGCUUGCUGCUGAGCUGUACCGUACACCGUAUUAUGCUCGAGACCAUCAUGAUUUUGCACUCGUGCAAGCGUGUUGGGAGCGCGUGAAAGGAUUGAUCGGCACUUUCGACCUCGAUGUCGGUAGGGUUCUGGAUGUGGUUAUCGACGUCUUCUCUGCGACGAUGUUGAGAAACAUCAUGUUCUUUUCCAGAUUUUUGCGGAUCAGUUCCUGGUGGCCUCGCACUCAGAUUGAGCACUCCGAAAAGAUAUUCACCGGCGGCUUACCAAAAUGGGCUUUACCUCAAAAUGAAGGUGUCAGCGCUGAUGACCUCAGAGCAGGGCUUGCCGAGCAAUGCCAUCAGCGUGAUCUAACAUUCUGGGAUAGAGCUCGAGAAGUUCAUCUUGACGCAUUCUUCGAGCUUGGAGGGCGGCAAGUCGAAGAUGUCAGCCAACAUGAUCCUAUGGGUACCGCGACCAGUUCGAACCUGAAGGGCGACUUCAAUCUCGAUUGGAUUCGAAUCACAAAGACAGUCCCGCCAUGUGGUAAUAAGAUUGCCGCACAAUUGUUAGGGUUCAAGUUUCGUUUCUAUGCCUCCGAUGCCCGCGAUCGAAGUGAAACGCUACCUGCAAAUCUAUACUAUCUCGCGGCCUUCUUUAUCAAAAUUGGUUUCAUCUCCCUCCCUGAUCUUUAUCCUCAUUUAUGGCCCGAUGAUGACCGAAUGGAACUCUUGAGGCAACGACGAAUGCAAGAACUGGACGAAAAAGACCGUGCUAGGAGACAGGGCGCCGAACCAAACGCCCUCCUUACGGCCGGAGCUCUUUCCGAUGAUACCCUGCCUUCUUCCUCAAAACCACGAGAAUCAGCAACAACGAACGCCGACAGCAAUCAACCAGAAGCGAAUGCAGCGAAAGAAGAUGGGCAAAGCCUCCCAGAACCAAAAGAAGCCCACAAGGCAGAUUUAGUGACACACCUGCUAGUUGUAGGAGCGAUCCCUGAAGCCCUCUUCAUACUUGGGCGCUUUCCCUGGCUUCCCGAGGCGUAUCCUGAUGAGAUUUACCCGGCUGUCAAUCGUAUCCUACUACACUCCAUUAGCAAAGUCUUCGAAGAUUCCCGCCCUAAGGAUAUUCGACCCUUGACUAGUUUUUCAGUCAAACCAGAGAUAGCUCAGGGGCAAGCUGGAAUGGGAAAGGGUAAUUUGAAGCUUGUUGAUGGUUCCCCUGUCAAAAUAUUGAAGUGGCCGCAUGCCGAUGGGAUUAACAAAGGCACCCUCUAUCGAUUCUAUCUCGACGAAUGGGCAGAUAAUGUCCCAAUAUGCCAGACAGUCUCCGACGUUUUUACCCUUUGCAGCACGUUCCUCAACAUCUCGGGUGUCAAUAUUGGCAGAGAACCUUCGCUAGUCAAGAAACUAGCUGUCAUUGGAGUGAAAAGCUUUCACCAAGACAAGUCCCCAGAAAAUAUUGCGCGCUGGCAAGAUCUUCUUCGCCGCACCCUUGUGCCAUCCUUAUGCCUCAGCGACUCUAACGUCGACGCCGUAGAUUCGGUUUGGGGUCUGCUCAAGUACUAUCCUACGCAAGUUCGUUACAAUAUAUAUGCAGAGUGUUAUGAGGGACAGAUAUCCCGGAUACCCGCCAUGGCAAAGGCUUUCAAGAACGCUAGACUAGACACACUGGCGACGUUGAAACGACUGUCCUUGCAAAACAUAUCCAGCUCUGCGAAGAAGCUUGCCAAGGUGGCUCUAUCAUCACCCGGUAUUGUGUGCAAGGUUGCACUUGAUCAAAUCGAAGCGUACACCAAUCUUAUCGAGGCCUUCGUCGAAUGCACCAAAUAUUUCACGGAAAUGGGUCACGACGUUCUCGUUUGGUCUCUCCUGAGUUCACUGGGCGGCAAGCAGAGGAGCAGAACCCAAGAAACGUCUGUUCUUCUCACCAGUCGAUGGCUACAGGCCCUUUCUAAAUUCUCUGGACGAGUCUUCCGACGAUACAGCAAUAUGGAUCCCACCCCUGUCAUUUACUACGUGAAUGACCAAAUCGCCCACGGUAACUCUACGGACAUGAUCAUAUUGCGAGAACUUGUUACUUCCAUGGGUGGAAUUGUUUCGGAUGCUGAUUUCACAGAUGCUCAGUUGUUUGCUCUGAGCGGUGGCGAGCUUUUACGACGCCAGACGCUGGUUAACUUGGGAGAUAAGCGCUACGAGUCCGCCAAGAGUGCUACACGCCUUAUGAAGGCUCUAGUCCAGACGGAUCUUGCUUGCCAGCUCUUAACGAACAUGGCUCAGUAUCGCCAGUCUGCCAUCUACCAGCUACCGGAGAACGAAACUCAUAUCAAAUACUUAGCCUCCGUCAUAGACGACUCCCAGCAAGCUCUUGUCCAGUAUAUAGAGCUGCUUCGAAAUAACUUGACGCCCGAGCAGUUUGACGCACUCAUACCUAGUAUUCCACGGUUGAUGACCGACUUUGGCCUUGAUGCUAAUAUUGCCUUCAUGAUCGGUCGUGCCAGUCUCCAGUAUUUCAUGAUGGGCCCAGGAGAAAAGCUCGCAAUUGCGACUCCAGAACCAAUAACGGAUGCCGAUGGUGAUUUGGUCAUCGAGUCGAAAGAUAGCCAUAAUGCCACGGCAACUACCAUCGUCCAAGAUGCGGAAGAUUCUAUGGUAGUAGAUGUACCAGAUACGGAUAAGGCAGAUUCGCGACAACCACCUACAACAAAUGGUCACAAGCCAGACCGCUUCAUGGAUGUGCUCGGGCCUAUCAUGAACACCGUACGUAGCCUGCUACCUUCGGACGUAUGGACCAAAAUCAGUCCUGAACUAUUUGUGCUCUUCUGGUCACUUCAAACAGGAGACCUUGUUGUUCCAAUGAGCAGUUACGAGGCAGAGACUUCGCGAGUAGAGAAGCAAUAUGCUGAAUUGAAAAGGGAGCGCGGCGACAUGAGUAAUAAGAAGAAAUCACUCGACGCACUUGUGCAGUUGAAUAAGGAUCUCGCUGCCGAGGCUAGCGCCUGCAGUGAGCGAGUCAGCAAGACCAAGAUUUUACUAAUCAAGCAAAGUGCGCGAUGGUUCAACUCUUCAGCGAAGCCAGAAUCUAUUGCCGACACAUUCAUCGAAGAGUGCCUUAUUCCACGCCUUCUCCUUUCCCCUACCGAUGCAGACUUUUGCCACCGAAUGAUCAAGUUCAUGCAUUCCAGUCGCGUUCCAAACUUCAAGCUUGCCGACUUAUACGACCGAUUCUUUGGCGUGAAUAGGUUGCGAUUGAUGAUAUUUGGAUGCACUGUUCGAGAAGCUGAGUUCCUCGGUCGUUUCAUCAAGCUCACGUUGGGAGACCUUGCGAAGUGGCACAAAGAUAAGGACGUAUACACCAAAGAAGCUGUUCAGAAUGGAAGACUUGGAUUUGCUACCGCCUUUGAUGACAACGGCAAGCCAACUUCGUUCAUGGAGCAUGAUCAAUUCCGCGAUCUGCUCUGGACUUGGCAUCGGAAUCUAUCUAUGGCGUUACGAUCAUGUCUCACAGGGACGGAGUGGAUGCAUAUAAGGAAUGCCAUUACCAUAUUAAAAGGAGGUCUUGAGAAUUUCCCUGCCGUAGAUUUCAUGGGACGACAAUUUCUACAGAUACUCGGGAAGAUUGCAGAGCGCGAAGGUGCUACGAAGAAUGAGAGUGAGGAUGGACAAAGCCACAGAGUCGAUCUCUCGGUUACAGCGAAUACUGCAACUUCUGCUUUAAGGAAGUACUCGACUAAAUGGGUUAUGGUUCAAGCCUUCCGGUCCAAUACUAGUGGCGAUUCGGCUGAAGACAAGAAGUUGGCAGAGCCUGCCAAAGUCCCGCAACUCCGACCAAACGCACCAGAAUUCAAGCCAACCCCAGGAGCCGCCUCCACACGGCCCAAGACAACUAUCGAGGAAGAGGACGGGGAGGUAAAAGAUGUGAAAACAUCAGCCGGUAUUGAACCUACCAAAAAGGACACAGAAGCCUCACGAUUGUCGCUUCCAACUAGGGAUAACAGCCAGAAGUCGGCCACCCCAGCUCCAAAGCCAGACCCAAAACUAAUCCCGAGUCGAUCCUCGACUCCAAGGUCUGUGCCUUCUGCGCCAGUACCAGCAACUGGUCCAAGGGCUGAGUUGUCCCGCCAGUCAACUUUGGCCCCCGCACCAGGGUUGCCCAGCCGACCAGAGGUUCCAUUCCCUGCACACUUUACUCAUGACAAAUUUGGGCAGAUUACGACUUCCGUUCAUGCAAGGGACCAUCGAGAGACUAGGGAGCCUAGAGAAGCACGAGGUGUCAGAGAUCCUCGAGAGCCUCGGGAUUCUAGAGAACCGCGAGACUCGAGAGACCCAAGAAGUUUUAGAACCCCAGAUGAUACACGACCGGCUCGUGGACGAGAACAGCCACUCGUUGAUCGCCGGGCCCCGGAGAGCAUAGCCAGGGAGCCUUCGAGAUCCGACAGGGACCGAGCACCACACCGAGCGGACUCCGCUCGAAAAAACGAAUCAAACCCCCCUGAUCGUGAUAGUCGUACUCCACGCGAUCGCGCUCUUCCCCCCGUGAGCACUAACCGAGGUCCUGAUACCGCUAAAGUGCAACGCGAUAUCACAACCCCCGCAAAUCCCAUGCCGCCUCCCCAAUCAGAGUCACAAGGACCGCCAGUAAAUCCGGAUAGAGCACGGCUUAUCAACGCAGACCGUCCUGAUGAGCGCUCGACUAUUAAUCCAGCUCGAGCCAUGUUGAUUGGCGACGGCAGGCCUGGUAGUCGCCAGUCUAGGGAAGAUAGCCGAGAUCGGAAUGGCUCUCGGCCGCAGUCUCCGCGGCGAUCUGAUCGUUCUGAUUCCCGGGCGGGUGAUUCAUCUCGCGAAGAUCGAUCCGGCCGACCUCAUCGCAUAGACCACCAUCAACCUCGGGAGCAUUGGAACGAAUCGUUGCCAUCUACUGCACCAAAAGGUGGCAGGCCAGUUGAGCACGAUAAUGACCGCGGUAUGGUUGACAGGUCACGGGAUCCCGCUACUUUUCAAGGACCACCGCGAAGUGAAUCAGAUCACGGUAGGCUUAACAAUCAGGAUCCAGAAUACGGCCGCUUAAACUCGGUUCCUUCAAUCAGCGACACAACAAACCCUCCCGAAGGCCCACGCGGCCGUGGUCGCACAUCAGCUCGUGCCCCUACGAAUAAUCCACCAGGCAGACCAGAUCCCAGGUUCCCCAGUGGUGACCCUCACCGACCUCCAUCACCGGACAGGCAUCACCCUCCCACCGGCCCUGCCUCGUCUAGGUCACGUCGGGGCCAAGGUAGUGGGCAAUAUGGCCACGGGAAUGGCCCAGCCAAUGGCCCAGCACCAGCCAACUCAUCGGUAGGAAUACAUCCGGAGAGGUUAAGACAAUUGAACCCAAACACCCCUAAUGCGCCAGCACAACCUAUCCAAUCAUCCUACCAGGCCCCUGGACCUAAUCAGGUCGCUGUGCAUCCUGAUCGCAUGAACCACAUUGCGCCACAGCAUUCUGGCCCUCGUCAAAGUGGCCGCCCAAUUCCACCGCCUUUACAAACUCCCGAUCGACCAUCCAUCCCGGGACCAUCUGGCCAUCGCCAGUCAUCAGGUAAUCACCCCAUGGCUCAUGGAUCUGACAAUCCCAGUAUCAUGUCCGCGCCCACGGGGCCUGCAGCCGCCAACGAACGCGCUAGGACUGGCGGGAAAAGGCAAUUAUCGGGCAUUAACACUAUAUUACAAGGGGCAAGCCCCACUGUGCGUUCAAGAGGCUCUCGGUCCAACCUGGCUGGCUCGGAUGCCCAGGUGCUUACUGGCGCGUCCCCAAUUUCAACGCCAGUUAACGAACGUCCCGACCCUAAUAUGUUGCUGGGUGAGCGUAAUGCCAACACCAGCGAGCGCUCUGGACGAAAUGAUCAUGAACGAGGACGAAGGGAUCAUAACAAUGCCGACCGAUCUUCACGCUCUUCGCGACGAAGCAGCCGUGAACGCAGUGCGGAUAGAGAGCAGAGACCGAAGGAACAUCGAGAUUAUCGGGAACGAAAAUCUAACACUGGACCUCCCGGGCAUGGAAGAGAAGGAGAAAUGGAACCGCCGCGGCGGUCGGGCCGAGAUCCCGCAGGAAUGGGUCGAGAACCGUUGCAAAGCAGUGGUAGGAGUGAUUUAAUGGGUAAUGGUCGUGAUGGCCCACGAGACACGCGUCAUCGAGCGGAUGGUGGGAGUGGGAGACAUGAAGAUUACGCACGAGGUCGAGGAGGAGGUGUAACGGGUGGUGGAGCACGUGGAGGUGAUGAUCGCCGGGAAUCUCGCGGAGGCGACGACCGAGGCCGCAAGCGCCGAAGCGAUGAUUUCGGAGGACCUACCGAAAAGAGGCAGAGACGUUAAUACCGUGGUCGGGAAGAUCUUUACUCUGCUACAUGAUGUGAAAGUACCACGACGAAGCUCGUUUUUCUUUUUAAUUUUUCGACCGUGUAUUAUGAGACCGGCUCAGGAUGGGCAACAAGCAAGAUACCGAAAGCAUUAGCAGGAUCAAGAAGGGCAUUCAUCAAUCGUACAAUACAUUUCGUAGCAGCCGAAUUUCAGCAGUGUACAACGCGCAGGACAUGA
This is a messenger RNA of Hypoxylon fragiforme, 8060 nucleotides long. RefSeq lists its product as uncharacterized. NCBI's taxonomy places the organism in Eukaryota, Fungi, Ascomycota, Sordariomycetes, Xylariales, Hypoxylaceae. Gene Ontology annotation, cellular component: THO complex part of transcription export complex. Gene Ontology annotation, biological process: mRNA processing; mRNA export from nucleus. Gene Ontology annotation, molecular function: mRNA binding. The transcript has 3 exons. The record is from RefSeq and is a predicted model, not a curated record. Bases 669 to 7838 code for a protein of 2389 amino acids.